Gongylonema pulchrum is the source of this 237-nucleotide messenger RNA. NCBI's taxonomy places the organism in Eukaryota, Metazoa, Nematoda, Chromadorea, Rhabditida, Gongylonematidae. The record is from the annotation of a GenBank genome assembly.
CUGUUUCAGGACGAUGACGAUACAUACUUCCUGAUAAAUACUUUUCCUGAAGAGAUUCUACUGCACAUAUUCUUGUAUCUGCACCCGCGCGAUCUUAUUCAUUCUGCAUCGCUGGUAUGCAGGCGCUGGAACCGCAUCGCGAACGAUUACACUCUUCACAGGGAAGCACGAAUUAAAAUCAGUGAGGAGACAUUAAAAUCUGGUUGCGUGAAGCGUUUCCUUCAGAGGCUACAGUAG